Molecule: messenger RNA, 1770 nt
Organism: Diachasmimorpha longicaudata
Lineage: Eukaryota; Metazoa; Arthropoda; Insecta; Hymenoptera; Braconidae
Product: GTP-binding protein 10 homolog
Exons: 3
Coding region: 517-1695 (392 amino acids)
Cellular component (GO): mitochondrion
Molecular function (GO): GTP binding; GTPase activity; magnesium ion binding
Source: RefSeq, a predicted model, not a curated record
GUAUACAUAUAUAUACACAGAUCAUUAAAUAAUUACUCCUGAAAUUUGGCAGAAAAGUCUUCAAAUAUUUUAUCCUCACUCCUAAGUAAUUUUUAAAUUGAAAAGUCAUUUGAAUUGAUUAAACGAAUUCAGUUCAUAUAAUGCGCGGUAUUGGUGUCAUGCUCGGUCGAUAAAGCAUCACACGGGUCGCAAACUCGGUCGAUAAAGCAGCGUGUCGAUGAUGGCCGAGCAGCUUCAAAAAUAAAGAGCAACCGUUGAGGUAUCAAAUGGAUUGAGUGGUGGGGGACAUGAAUACAAGUGAGAAUUAGAUAGAGUGGGGGAGAAACUCUAGUCACUGGAACUGUAUGAAAAUUGGGCACUAAAAUGCUCCCUUUGAAAGUCCCCAAUAAACAUUACACUAAAAUUGAGCCAACUACAUCAUAACAGCUCCAAAAAACCAUCAUAUCUGGAGGAUUUCAGUGUAACCGGCCUAUUAUGUGCUUCACAACGACGAAAAAAUUCACAUAAAACGAAAAAAUGGUGCUUCUGACGCGUUUUUUAGGUUAUGCCGCCUACCAGGCAAAAAAGCCCAGGAGAUACAUGAGGAAGGGCUUCCUAGACUCUAUACAGCUCUACGUACGUGGUGGCACUGGGGGGAUGGGCCUGCCUCGCUAUGGAGGUGUGGGGGGACGUGGUGGACAUGUCUAUGCCACUGCCACCGAGGAACUGACUUUAUUCGAUGUCGAGAGGAAGUAUAGGAACAAGAAGAUCAUCGCCCCCCAUGGGGAAGAGAGCACAUUCAAGGGACUUCUGGGGGUCAUGGGAGAGGAUGUGGAGAUCCCUGUGCCCAGGGGUGUCACCAUUUUCGAUCGGAAUGGUGCUGUUCUAGGAGAUCUUGACAAACCAGACUCCAAAGUCAUCAUAGCUCGUGGAGGGGUUGGAGGCUGUGAGGAGACUGGCUGGAGUGGCCAAAAGGGAGAGCAUAGAGUUGUGACUCUGGAUUUGAAACUGAUUGCUGACGCUGCACUCGUGGGCUUCCCCAACGCUGGCAAGAGCACUCUCUUGCGGUCCGUCUCCAGGGCAAAACCAAAAAUUGCUAAUUAUCCUUUCACAACUGUACGACCGAACCUCGGAGUAGUUCAGUACCCAGAUAUGCGAGAAAUCGCAGUAGCAGAUCUUCCAGGACUGAUCGAAGGCGCCCACGUCAACGUGGGAAUGGGGCAUAAAUUCCUGAAGCAUCUGGAGAGAUGCAAGAUCCUUGUGUUUGUCGUUGACAUUCAGGGAUUUCGACUGUCGGUCCACCGAACCUUCCGCAACUGCCUCGAGACAGUUAUCCUUCUUAACAAGGAGCUGGAGCUCUACAAGCCCGACCUCCUGAACAUGCACUCCAUACUGGUGAUCAACAAAAUGGACACUCCAGAUGCCGAGAAGAAAUUCAAGGAGAUAGAGCCAGCUCUGUACGAUCUCCAAAGUGCUUUCGAUCGUGUUUCCGAAGAAAUUCGUCCAGAAGUGCCACUGCAGUUCAAUGAAAUUCUCACUGUGUCGUUGGGGUUAGAGAAACAAGAAGAGAUCGAGUUCGUUAAGGAGAGGAUACGGGUCAAUCUCGAUAAACAGGCAGAGGAGGAAUUGAAGAAGAAUGAGGAACUUCCGGGGGAGAUUGAUGUCUAUGAAAAAAUUAAAAAAGAAUCUAGACGACAUUUACCAAUAACUAUUUGAAUUGUUGUGUCUAAACGAUGAAAACAUUGUACAUAUAUUAAUGGAACUAUUAAAGAGAUAGUUUUUUAAGGUAAA